AGUCUGUUGGCCUCGCCCACUCUUCGCCCGGGUGUAGGCUGGAGCACGCGGAGUCUCUUGCGCACGCCCAGGGCUUCAGGUCCCGACCCAAAGGAAAAACUUUAGCACCAAGGAGGCUAUGAGGCGCGGAGUUCCGCAGGCGCCUUUCCGGAAGCGGAAGCUCCGGGGGCGGGACAAGGAAGGUCGGGACGUCUCGGCGGUUAAUUCUUUUUAUCUGAAGUAUUCGUUCCCCUACGACUGGGCUCUUCUGAGGCUGAGAGAAAUGGUCAGGUCCGGAUCUCGACCCGGCCAGGUGAUAUCUUCAGGAAGGCAACCUGGAGCUAAGUUACCAAAUGGAAAGAAAGGGACCCACGUAAGAAAAAUAGCACAUUUUAAUGUAGAUCCUGCCUGUCCUGUUCAUUCUGAUUCAGAAAGUCAGACGGACACUGUACAGGGACUCGACGGUUGUGCUUCUUUGCUGCGGGACAUUCUGAAAAAUGAAGAUUCAGGCUCAGAAAUGGUAUAUUCAGAAAAUAGAUGCAAUCCUAAAGGCAAAAAGAACAGAUCUAAAAAGAAAGGACCUGAAAAACACGUUCCUUCAGUGGUCCGAAAGGAAAUACUGUCAUCAGAAAAUAAGAAAUGGAUAUUUAAUGAAGCUUCUACUGGAAGUGACACAGCACAACACUGGUCACUACAAGAUCAUUAUAGAAUGUACUCACCGAUAAUAUACCAAGCCCUCUGUGAGCAUGUGCAGACUCAGAUGUCACUGAUGAACAGCUUGGCUUCAAAACGUGGCCCCAAUGGAAUACCUGCUGUGUGUCAUACCGUGUCUAAUUCAGGCUCUCAGGCAACACCAUAUUCUAGUUUUGGCUGUUCUCCUUCCACUUCUGUCCGGCCACCUCAGCAGCCAUCCUGCCCACUAAUGGUCCACUCUGAAGUUCAGACUGAUGAUGAUAACCAGUGUGAAUCACUAAGUCAAACAACCUCUGUGAAGUACCAUGAUGUUCCCAAAGAUUUGUUUAGUGUCCAUCCUGGAGUUGCAUGUGGCCUUCCCCACACUGACAAUACAGCUGUUUCAAAGAUUCGGCAGCUGGAUCUUAUGAGUUGUAUUCUGCCCCAACAGAGAGCCCCUAAGGAAGCAGAAUUACUAAAGUGUUUCCAAACACACAUGUCUCUGUUUCCAGCUCAUGGAAAGGACGCUCUCUUGGACAGUCAGGCAUACCAAAGUCCCUCUCAGUUACAGCCAGCCUUCUUGGCCACUAAUGAAGAAAAAUGUGCCAAAGAACAAAUUGGAGAGACCACAAAUGAAGGAAAGCAUUUGAGCUUACAUGUGCAAGAUGCAAAAAUAGCCAAGAAUGUGCAACAGGCAGAAAAUGUGAGCCAGACUGCUGAAAAAAUCAGAAUUGCCAAGUGCUUGUUGGGAGAGCUCAAGGCUCUGAUCGAAGAACAAGAGGACCCAGAAGUUCAGAGAUUGGUGACAGAAGUGGAGGUGUGCAUAUCUGGACUUUCAGCCGUGAGUGGCCACACGAAUGUGGAGGUUGAAAUAGCUCUGGCCCUGCAGCCCCUGAGAAGUGAGAACGCUCAGCUGCGGAGGCAACUGAGAAUUUUGAAUCAGCACCUCCGAGAACAAGAGAAAACCGAAAAGGGACUUGGCAACCUUGAAUUGUUUUCCCUUCAGUCGCUGAAUAUGUCACUGCAAAAUCAGCUGCAAGAGUCGCUGAAGAGCCAGGAGUUACUACAGAGUAAAAAUGAAGAGCUCUUAAAAGUGAUAGAAAACCAGAGAGAAGAAAACAAAAAAUUCACUACUUUAUUUAAAGACAAAGAGCAAACUCUGCUUCACAAUAAACAGCAGUUUGACAUUGAGAUGACAAGGGUGAAAAUGGAGCUGGAGGAAGCCUUGGCCAGUGAGAAGAACUCUCGGUUUAAGCUAGAGACUGUAGAAAAGGAAAGUCAGAUACUGGGAUUAACACUACGCCAGCGUGAUGCUGAGGUUGCACGGCUUAGAGAAUUAACCAGAACUUUGCAGAACAGCAUGGCAAAGCUGCUUUCCGACCUCAGUGUGGACACUGCCCGCUGCAGGAUGGGGAAUAGUCUGACCAGAUCACUUCUCAGUGUCUAUGAUCAACAACUUCAGCAGGACCCAGCCCCUCCUCGCACUUCCAUAAUGAGCUACCUCGAUAAAUUAGAAACAAGUCACAGCUUUAUGCAUUCAGAGCCACUUAAUAAUGAAGAAACCAUAGAGGCAGGCCGACGCUGUGAGGAUGUGCUGCCCUCUCAAAGGCCUUCCCACAGGGAUGCCGGGACAGUGCGUGGGGGCUCUGCAUCUGGAACCGUCUCUGCUGCUUUAGUGGAGGAUUCUGACACGGACUGUGAAACCAUCACUGUAAUAGAAGAUGGGUGUAACGUGGACAGUACAGUUUAUAUCCCCUUUGCAAGAAGCACUUCUAAAAAGCACUCGCCACUUUGUAAGAGACUGUCCCCCCAGCCAAAGGUAAGUGCUGCUGCAGCACAGCCAGUCAGUGGCAGUGCACAUGCCUCUAAAGGAGAAAGUAAACCAUGUGCACCUGCAGUGUGUUCCUCACGAAGUGAAGCAGAAGAUGCACCUGGAGCUCUUUCCAGCACAUAUGACACAGAAGACGUACAGCUCCUCAGGAAAAUCAAAGAAGCAAUUGGUAAGAUCCCUGCUGCUCCUGAGUACCCAAAGGAACAGGCCCCACAUCAUGGCCCAUCAGCUCAUCACAGCCCCGACAUUCCAGUGAAGGGCAAUGUUGUCACUGACAGCAGCUUUCUCAAUUCUGACCUGAUGUCAGACUGGAGCAUCUCCUCUCUUUCAACGUUCACAUCUCAUGAUGAACAGGACUUCAGAAAUGGUCUGGCAGCGUUGGAUGCCAAUAUUGCUCGCCUUCAGAAGUCCUUAAAGACUGGCCUUUUGGAGAAAUGAGUGCUUUUCUGAAAGAGUAGAACUUGGCUACUGCAUUCAUAGUAUAUUUUGGGUUCCCCUAGAGCGAACACUUUAUAUUAUUAAUUAUGUAUGAAAUAAUAAAUGGAGUAAAUUUACUGUUAGAAUAUUUUAACACCUGAAGAUUAUAAAAAAAUUCUCUUAAAAACCAACAGUUGCUGAGAGAAGAAAGUUAUAGAUCAGCAAGUAUUUCCUUGACAGCUUUAUUCAGCUUUACAGAGAGAAUUCUUCACUGUGCAACUGCUGGGUCACUGGUGCGGGUACCAUGGGUUUCUGGCUGUCUGGAAGGAGAGUAGGAAAGGAGUGUGUUUAAAGUUUCCUCUCUGCUUUGGAAUAUUUGUUGUUUGUUUCAUCAUAGUGUGCUUGUGUAUGGGAGUACUCUGCUACAAGCCAGUACUGUCGAUGACAUGCAUUAACAUUUCCGAGAGAUAAGAUGCCAUACCGGUGCACCCACCUCUUACAAAGCGUUGAUUUGUCCAGGGAAGUUCCGAUGAUUGGUUACUAUGUGGUUCUUAAAUCUUGGGCAUUUUAUUUAUAUUUGUCCUGAAUGCAUAUUUUAAGACCUUUAAAAAUAAAGUCAGAGCCAAGCAGUGGUGGUGCACACCUUUAAUCCCAGCACUUGGGAGGCAGAGGCAGGCAGAUUUCUGCAUUCAAGGCCAGCCUGGUAUUCAGAAUAAGUUCCAGGGCAGCAGCUACACAGAGAAACCCUGUCUUGAAAAAACAAAACAAACAAACAAAAAAAAUCAAAAAAAGUCAGACUGAUAAGGUAAUACUAAAUAACCAAGUUUUACCUUAGUGACUUGGUUGUUUAGUAAGAAUUUUUGGGUUUUCCUUAAUGUCUUUGGAAAUGACGGAGUUUUGCAAAUCUCAGCACUGGUGCUAAUUCUGCCUUUCUGACCCCAUUUUUCCCCAUCAUUUAGCUGAGAACAUUGUUCUAUAGCUAACAUAAACUAUGUUACUCUCUCUGCUUCUGAAUUCCAGCCCUUUGUCCUCUCUUGCCAUAUAGCCCAAGGUGACGACUGCAGAUAUUAGGUCUUCCUCCCUCAGGCUCUGGAGUGCUUGCACCAGCAGUUCUUACUCACCUGCUGUCACCUCUUUCUGUAUAAACACAGAUUAACUCUUGGACACUAAGUUCUGCUCUCAAUAACUCUUGGUACAUGCUACCCACCUGGUAUAGUUGAAUUUGGCUCUUGGACAGCCUCUGGCAUUCAGGUAGUCUGCUAGUUCCAAAUUUUCUCCUGCUUCUACAACCUCUGAAGGACCCUGCUGGAUUACUUAAUCUAUCCAGACUUUAUAGGGAGGGAGCUUUUUUGUUUGUUUUAGGUCUAAAUGUAUUAAAAUGAAUUGUAAACUAUUUUAAAGACUUAUUCAUUAACAUUUUAAAUAUAUUUCCUUCCAGUAUUCAUAAAUGAAUUUAUUUACUUAUUUUGAGAUAUCAGGUCACUGCUCUUCACCAUCUGCGUUCAGAAACACAAACUAAUAAAAAGAAGAAAACUGGGUCGUCUUUCUGCUCUCCCCUAUCAACUGUCACUCAAAAACACAAGCAAAUCUGGACAGUUAGAUGACUCAGCAGGAUAUAAACAGCCAGAAGAGAUGGAUAGGAUGGACGGUACCUGGGAAGGAUGCUACCUACGGUCUCUGUCCUCAUGGAAUUGGGCUAUUCUGUCCUCUGGGUGUAUGGAUCUGUUCAGCUUCCAACAAGUCAAAUAAUCCAGCUGCCUAAAAGUUCUUUCUACGCUGUCAUUCACUGAGACUUCUUGGCAUCACAAUUGAAGCAUAAACAAUGUUGUGGCCCUUUAAUAUAAUUCCUCAUGUUGUGGUGACCCCAACCAUAAAAUUAUUUUCAUUACUA
Messenger RNA from Mastomys coucha (southern multimammate mouse), 4790 nucleotides. RefSeq names its product coiled-coil domain containing 14 (gene Ccdc14). The transcript has 14 exons. Gene Ontology annotation, biological process: protein localization to centrosome. Gene Ontology annotation, cellular component: centriolar satellite. Bases 119 to 2920 code for a protein of 933 amino acids. The record is from RefSeq and is a predicted model, not a curated record. Lineage: Eukaryota; Metazoa; Chordata; Mammalia; Rodentia; Muridae.